This is a messenger RNA of Myiozetetes cayanensis, 1977 nucleotides long. RefSeq names its product potassium voltage-gated channel subfamily Q member 4 (gene KCNQ4). The record is from RefSeq and is a predicted model, not a curated record. The transcript has 15 exons. The coding region runs from base 1 to 1905 and encodes 634 amino acids. Gene Ontology annotation, cellular component: membrane. Lineage: Eukaryota; Metazoa; Chordata; Aves; Passeriformes; Tyrannidae. Gene Ontology annotation, biological process: transmembrane transport; potassium ion transport. Gene Ontology annotation, molecular function: voltage-gated potassium channel activity.
AUGGGGAGCACGGAGGGUCAAACACCGUCCACAUCCCCACCGGAGCGGGGCUCGGGCAGUUCUGGUGCAAACGGGCACAGCUGUGGAUUCCUCCUCGUGUUCAGCUGCCUGGUGCUGUCGGUCUUCUCCACCAUCCAGGAGCACCAGAAACUGGCCAACGAGUGCCUCUUCAUCCUGGAGUUCGUCAUGAUCGUGGUGUUCGGCAUGGAGUACAUCAUCCGCGUCUGGGCCGCCGGCUGCUGCUGCCGCUACCGGGGCUGGCGGGGACGCUUCCGCUUCGCCAGGAAACCCUUCUGCGUUAUAGAUUUCAUCGUCUUCGUGGCCUCGGUGGCCGUCAUCGCCGCCGGCACCCAGGGCAACAUCUUCGCCACGUCGGCGCUGCGGAGCAUGCGCUUCCUGCAGAUCCUGCGCAUGGUGCGCAUGGACCGCCGCGGCGGCACCUGGAAGCUGCUGGGCUCCGUCGUCUACGCCCACAGCAAGGAGCUCAUCACCGCCUGGUACAUCGGCUUCCUCGUGCUCAUCUUCGCCUCCUUCCUCGUCUACCUGGCCGAGAAAGACGCCAACGUGCAGUUCGCCACCUACGCCGACUCCCUGUGGUGGGGCACGGUCACGCUCACCACCAUCGGCUACGGGGACAAGGCGCCGCAGACGUGGCUGGGCCGGAUGCUGGCGGCCGGCUUCGCCCUGCUCGGCAUCUCCUUCUUCGCCCUGCCUGCCGGGAUCCUGGGCUCCGGCUUCGCCCUCAAAGUGCAGGAGCAGCACCGGCAGAAGCACUUUGAGAAGAGGCGGACUCCGGCGGCAAACCUGAUCCAGGCUGCCUGGCGCCUGUACUCCACUGACGUCAGCCGGGCGUACCUGACGGCCACGUGGUGUUACUACGACAGCCUACUGCCCACCUUCAGAGAGCUGGUCCUUAUGUUUGAGCACUUGCACCGAGUUCGCAACGGAGGAUUUAGGAACUCAGAGGUGAAAAAAUUGCCCGACAGAGCCCCACCAACUUAUCUCUCCUACACCCCUGCCCAGAAAAGCCUGGCCACGUGUCUAGGGGAAAGCUGGAAGGAGGAGGACGUGCAGCCCCACAAGUGUUUACGGCUCAGCAACAAGAUGGGGCUGAAGGAGCGGAUCUGGCUGAGCAGCUCCCAGCGGCAGGGCAGCCGCGGCCGCCAGCAGCUGGGGCCCCCCCUGCACCGCUCCCCCAGCACCGAGGACGUGGCCGAGGCCUCCAGCCCCACCAAGGUGCAGAAGAGCUGGAGCUUCAACGACCGCACGCGCUUCCGCGCCUCCCUGAGGCUCAAGCCCCGGACCCCGGUUGAGGCCGACUGCCCUCCGGAGGACAGCGGCGAGGAGAAGGGCUCCCACUGCGACCUGACCUUCGAGGACAUCAUGCCGGCAGUGAAGACCCUCAUCAGGGCUGUCAGGAUCCUGAAGUUCCUGGUGGCCAAGAGGAAGUUCAAGGAGACGCUGCGUCCCUACGACGUCAAGGACGUCAUCGAGCAGUACUCGGCCGGGCACCUGGACAUGCUGGGCAGGAUCAAGAGCCUGCAGACGCGCGUGGACCAGAUCAUGGGCAGGGGGGCCCUGGCUGUGGACAAGAAGGUGAGGGAGAAGGGGGAGAAGCCGGCACUGGAGAUGGAGCUGGUGGACGAGCUGAGCAUGAUGGGGCGCGUGGUCAAAGUGGAGCGGCAGGUACAAUCCAUCGAGCACAAGCUGGACCUGCUGCUCGGCCUCUACUCCCAGUGCCUCCGCAAGGGCUCCACGAACUCCUUCAGCCUGGCCGCCGUGCGGGUGCCGCCCUGCGAGCCCGACAUCACCUCCGACUACCACAGCCCCGUGGACCACGAGGACAUCUCGGCCUCCGCCCAGACCCUCACCAUCUCCAGGUCGGCCAGCGCCAACAUGGACUGAGCGGGAGGCAGCGGGAUGGCCCCUGCCCGCGCGGGGUGGGGGGCCGGGGACACGGUGGCACCGCCAGCCCCG